Molecule: messenger RNA, 2424 nt
Organism: Moesziomyces antarcticus
Lineage: Eukaryota; Fungi; Basidiomycota; Ustilaginomycetes; Ustilaginales; Ustilaginaceae
Product: monovalent inorganic cation transporter
Exons: 1
Coding region: 1-2424 (807 amino acids)
Biological process (GO): proton transmembrane transport; sodium ion transport; vacuolar acidification
Cellular component (GO): early endosome; late endosome; fungal-type vacuole membrane
Molecular function (GO): sodium:proton antiporter activity
Source: RefSeq, a predicted model, not a curated record
AUGCUCGCCAAGCUCACCAUGCUGUCAGCGCUGCUGAUGGGCGUUGUCGCUGCAGCCUCAUCAUCGAGUAGCGCCACAGCGUCUACGACGGCCACAGCGACAGCGACCGCUUCAGCCAGCGCGACGGCCACCCCCACCACGCCGGUGACCGUACCCGAUGCAGAGCAGCAGGAGCGGUUUUCGUCGCUGGCGCUCUUCCUCGUGCUGUCGCUGCUCAUCCUUUCGUUCUGGACGUCGUACUACCUCAAGGUCAAGCGCAUCACGGCGGUGCACGAGACCAUCGUCGGUCUGUUUGCCGGCAUGUUUGUCGGUCUUUGCCUGCGCGUCGGCCCGGGCGAGCAGGUGCAGAGCAUGCUGAGCUUCAGCAACACCAUCAUGCUCAACGUGCUUCUGCCGCCCAUCAUCCUCGCAUCCGGCUACGACUUGCGUCAGGAGAACUUCUUCCGCAACUUUGGCACCAUCCUCAUCUUUGCGUUUGCCGGCACGUUUAUCAGCGCCAUCGUGGUGGGCGUGAUCGUCUACCUCUGGUCGCUGCUGCAUCUCGAGUCGAUCUCACUCACGCUGCUCGAAUGCCUCAUUUUCGGCUCCACCCUCAGCGCCACCGACCCGGUGACCAUCCUGGCCAUCUUCAACACGUACAAGGUGGAUCCCAAGCUGUACUCGGUGAUCUUUGGCGAGAGCAUCCUCAACGAUGCGGUGUCGAUCGUGAUGUUCGACACGCUCUCGACGUUCAGGGGCAAGGAGAUCUACAUUUCGUCCAUCUUCCACGGCAUCGGGCUCUUCUUGGUGGUGUUUACGCUCUCGAUGCUGCUGGGCGUGUGCUUUGGACUGGGCUGCUCGCUGCUGCUCAAGCAUUCGCGGCUGAGCUCGUAUCCGCAGCUCGAGAGCUGUCUGGUGGCGCUCAUCGCCUACACGAGCUACUUUUUCAGCAACGGCGUCACCAUGAGCGGCAUCGUCUCGCUGCUCUUCUGCGGCAUCACGCUCAAGCACUACGCCUACCACAACAUGUCGAGGCGCACGCAGAGGACCACGCGCUACACGUUCCAGACGCUCGCCAACCUCUCGGAGAACUUUAUCUUUAUCUACCUCGGACUCAGUCUGUUCACGCAGGAGAUCCUGGUGUACAAGCCGCUGUUCAUCAUUGUGACGGUGCUGGCGGUGGUGGCGUCGCGCUACUGCGCCGUGUUCCCCAUCGCGAGCGUGGUGAAUGCGGUGAAGCGCGCGCGCAACAACCGACGCGCGCGCGCCACGGGCGGCGGCGGCGUUCCGCGCGGCGCCGUGGAGGAGGAGCUGCCUCGGCAGUACCAGAUCAUGCUCUUCUGGGCGGGGCUGCGCGGCGCCGUAGGCUUUGCGCUCUCGGCGGGCAUCGAGGGGCAGAAUGCGAUCGCGCUGCAGACGACCGUGCUCGUGACGGUGGUGCUGACGGUGAUCGUGUUUGGCGGUACGACGGCGCAGAUGCUCGAGAUCCUGGGCAUCCGCACGGGCGUGCAGGACGACGAGGGCGACUCGGACGACGAAGAGGACGACGACGACGUGAUGCGGCUGCGCGGCAUGCAGCGACGCACCUACCUCGACUCGGGCAGCUACCGCGAUGCGUCGGAGCGCGCGGGGCUCACGCGGUCCGGGCGCAAAGCGGCGUACCGCGAUGCGAGCGAGACGUCGAGCCCGCGCGCGUCGCUCAGUCACAGCAGCUCGGUGUUCGCAUCGGGGAUGCGCGGUGCCAAGCCGGGCGCCGCACGCACCGGCUUCGCCGACGAUCUGGAUGAGGACGACGAGCGCUCCUCCUUCUCUUCCGAGAUGCUGCCGUCGCGCUCAUCGACACCCGGCGCAGGCACAGGGCUCGCACCGCUCGCGACGGGCGCCAGCCUCAGCCGUUCUGCCACACCCGGGCUUGCGGGAGCACGUUCGCCCACCACGGUCAACACGACAUCGAUACCGAGCCUGAGCGAGAUCCGCAAGGCGGUGCUCGAGGCGUCGUCGUCGGACGGCUCGACGUCGUCACCCGCCAAGCAGCUGCUGGAUCGCGCCGGACUCGUCAUGAAGGACGGGCAGUGGUUCCAGGCGAUCGAUCAAAAGUACCUGCUGCCGCUGUUCAGCAACUCGGUGGCGUCGCGCAAGCACGAAGAGAAGAAGAUCGCGCGCCUCGCAGCCAGGGACGCUGCGGCCAGCCGAUCGGAACUCGAUCUGUCGCGUGCUGGCGACGACACCACGGCCAGCGCCAGGCGCAACUUCUUCUCGGUGGAGGAGGAGGCCGAUGCCAACGCAUAUCCGUCGGAGCGCGAUGCGGUGGUGGUGGACGAGGACGAGGACGAGGAGCAGGCGACGCCCAUCUUUGAUGCCACGUCGUUCGCCAGUGCGCGCCGCUCGACGAGCGGAGCCAAUACGCCGACGAGGCGGACGUUUAGCCACGACAAUGCCUCGUAG